CUUCGUCAUUGGGUUCCUAUUCAAUGCGCAACGUGCCUUAGGACAACACAACAACCAUGGCUACCGAAAUAUCGGAGUCUUCUUGGAAUGAGAUCGUCAGCUCUUUUGACACUACCCUGGAGAAACUCGAGGCGCAUCGUACAUUACUCCAGAGUCUCGUGCCUUCACAGAUAUCACGAAAUGAUUUGGCUGUUGAACAGAUUCAAAAGCAACUUGAGCAUACGCUACAGAUCAUCGUGAUAUUCAAACAAUCAAUUCCGACUAAUUCAAAGCCUGCCACGCGACCGGUCGCAUCACCAGCUCCGCCCAAAAGCCCAGAACCCACCGAAGAACAUCAAGCUGAAAUUUCAAGGGGAGAAGACGACAAAGAAACUACUUCAACGCCACAUAUCCCCGCAGAGCCCACCAUCGACCCUAGCGGGCUGUUCUCCGUCGACACAAAUCCAACUCCUAUUGAAGAACUCAUCCGAGCCAAACCAGUUCAUGCCGGGAAGCAGCAUAAUGACAGGGGUCAUAAGAGAAAAAUCAGUCAGACAGAAGGGGCUGCAUUAGAAGAAUACAACUCGAGUGAGCACACUCCUAAAAAGAACCGCGGCAAAGAUUCAACCCAUAUUCCCGAAGCAGACGACUCGUUCGAAAAGGGCGUUGCAGCAAGAUUGAAGGCCAAACAGGAUCGAAAAAUAGCCAAAAGCAAUAAGAAGAGGAAGAGGCAAAGUGAUUCAUCUAGCGGCCCCGGCUCAUCAUCAAAUAAAGCAACCCAGAACAAGAAAAUGAAGAAAGCAAAUGGGAAGCCGAAAGCCAAUCCGUCGGGCACAGAGUCCAAGACAAAUCUGGGACUUCGUCCAGCGCCGAAAAAGAGAAAUAGUGGUGGAGGGGCUGUCAAUGGUGACUCGCACAAUCAACGAGCUAGCAAGAGGAGAAAGAAGUCGAAGUAGGAGUGGAGACUUUUUCCGGUUUGAUUGAGGUUGAGGGGAGAUUGUAUUAUUGUGCAGCUACACCAGAUGACUGCCUGCUAGUCGGUCAAGGCAGGCCCCAUGAUAUGAGUGAAAUGAAGUAAUGACACGAGUGGCAUAUUGUAUGGAUCAGAAGCGGUCGGAUCAGAUACCAUCAAAAAGCCCUCAGCCUUGUUGUAACUUGAUCCACUAGAUAUCGAGGUAUGGACGGGGUAUGGCCCUAGAUCAAAGCCCUCCAAUCUCACGGUCCAAAACCCGGUAUACAAAAUCAA
Exophiala mesophila is the source of this 1225-nucleotide messenger RNA. RefSeq lists its product as uncharacterized. NCBI's taxonomy places the organism in Eukaryota, Fungi, Ascomycota, Eurotiomycetes, Chaetothyriales, Herpotrichiellaceae. The coding region runs from base 57 to 935 and encodes 292 amino acids. The transcript is spliced from 3 exons. The record is from RefSeq and is a predicted model, not a curated record.